Molecule: messenger RNA, 4896 nt
Organism: Daphnia pulicaria
Lineage: Eukaryota; Metazoa; Arthropoda; Branchiopoda; Diplostraca; Daphniidae
Product: lactosylceramide 1,3-N-acetyl-beta-D-glucosaminyltransferase A-like
Exons: 5
Coding region: 1242-2483 (413 amino acids)
Cellular component (GO): membrane
Molecular function (GO): hexosyltransferase activity
Source: RefSeq, a predicted model, not a curated record
CACGCAACAUCAAAUCUCGCUUGACGAGUGGCCGUGGAAUAACUAUCCCAAUUACGUGAACGGACCAGCCUAUUUGAUGCACCGAACAUCCAUCCUUCCACUAUUAGCUGCCAUUCAAACGACGCCGUUUAUGCCUUUUGAAGAUAUCUACCUAACUGAAAUCUGUUCAGAAAAAGCCGGGGUGACAAAACAAUAUUUCACUGGAUCCAAUAGGUGAGUUGUGUUAAAUAUUAACUGGUCGUGGUCGUAUAAUGACAUAGUUUCACACAUUGAUUAAUUUCCAAAUAAAAUAAUACCUUGUAUGACAUUUGAACUAACAGGAUAACAGGAUGGUUUAUAUACGAAGAAUGCAGAGAUGUGGACCAAUUUAUGACUUGGAAUAAUUUCACUAUCACUGGUAUGGUAAAACACGAACAAAUCGACGAUUUCUAUCGCGGUUACCUUUCAUGCAAACCACAAGAAUCCACCCAAUUCAACUUCAGAAACUAUAAGUCUGUUUCCUAGAUUACUGAUAAAUCGAGUGAAAAUUUGAUCUUUGGUAGUUAUUCCAAAGAUUCUUUGGAAUAACUUUAUCUUCAGAAACAACAUUUCUUUUCCUAUCUUUGCUUUAUUUUGUGAUUGAAAAUUACCCCGAUUAGUGAUUUGAAACGUUUCCCUUAUCUUUUCGAGAAGAUUGGCCAACACAAUGAAUUGAAAUAAAAAUUCUAAUUACAAAUACCGAGUCAAAGCCGAUUCAUUUCAGAAAAAUCAUCCUAGUCAGGCGUGAAAACUCAAAUAUAAUUACUUUUACGUUAUGCAACGUCUUGGCAGAAAGAUUUUAACCAAAUUGUGGGACGAUUUUCUUUCAUGUGAAAUGAGAACUGUGACAUAGUAUAUGAGGCCAAAUUGAAUAAAGGAAUCAACAAUAAAGAGCCAGAAAACGGACUCGGUCAUAAGAAAUCCGAUUACAGCAACAAAAAUACUUGUCAUCAUAUGGUCACGGAGUCACGAAGCCAAAGCAAAACCAUUUGCGCCAAUCACGAGCAUCCACGAGUAAAAAGGGGGUGUAAAAAAUUGAAUAAAUUCUUUCAGCGUACCACAAGACAAAUCAGUUAGAACCCACUUCCUGACUACGACUGAUUGACCAAAAAACCAGUUAACAAUCCAAAAAGAGGUAAAUUUACUUGUCGAAUCAAAUGUUUCUUUUUCCGCGCUGUAACCCAAAUUUACUUUGAGAUUAAUUUUAGAGUUCACAAGUUAAGAUGAAAAUCACUGUAAAGAGAUUGGCCAUAUUCCUGACGCUCUUGGCAUUCGCAAAUUCGCAGCUGAUGGAUAAAAUGAAUAGAGCAAUUGUUGUAGAAUCUAGUGCUGAAAAAAUGAAUAGAGCAAUCGAGGCAGCCAAUGAAGAUAGAAAACUUUUGUACAGCCAGAUGGCUCCCGAUUUGAUCGACAUUCCUUAUCCAGGAGUAGAAAACUAUACGCACUACGCCGCGGCUCGUUUAGGGCUCUUGCUUGUAAAUGCUAGGCCGUUGAUGUCUGAACUCGGCCACGUAAUAAACGACGUCACAUCUUUCAAAUACCCCAUCGCCACUAAGCAAUGCGGGAACAUCGAUUCGAGCGUAAGAAGCGUUUUCAUUGCUGUGAUUUCGGCCACUGGCAAUUUCGAAAAACGAAGCAAAAUUCGGGAAACUUGGAAAAAUCACAUCGAUUUGGUCCUACAAAAAGGUCUGCUCGGCAAGAUUCAUUUCGGUUUCAUUUUAGGACAGCCAGAAAACCUCCAAGGAAAAUCCAAGGAAAUCCAAGAAAAAAUCCAAGAUGAAAACGAUAAUUUUGGAGAUAUCAUUCAGAUAGAAAUGAUGGAUUUUUAUCGAAAUUUACCGUUGAAGAUGGCAGGACUACUCAACUGGGUUAUCUCCAACUGCCGUCAAGUUGAUUUCGUGCUGAAAAUCGACGACGACAUGUACCUCAACGUACACGUUCUAGCCCAUUUCGUCAAAACCUACUAUGGGUCGGGCAGAAUGAAGAUUUUCGGACAGAGCGAUCAAGUCGAUAGCAAAUCCAACAAUUGGGGUCCAAAUCGAAGUGCCUCGCAAUGGAAAAUCUCGCUGGACGAAUGGCCCUGGAAUACCUAUCCCAAUUACCUGAACGGACCCGUCUACUUGAUGCACAAAACCGCGAUCGUUCCGCUUUUGGCCGCCAUGCAAACGACGCCCAUUAUGCCUUUCGAGAACAUCUAUCUGACUGGAAUCUGUUCCGAAAAAGCCGGAGUCCGGACGCAAUAUUCCUCUGGACCCAACAGCAUUGUGAAAGGAUCGGCUUUUUCUAGCAAUUGCGACGCGGACAAAUAUAUGACAUGGAACAGCUUCACUGGUGGGAUGCCGCACAGCGAUAUCGACAGCUUUUAUCGCAGUAGUUUCAGCUGGUAUUCAGUCUAUUCAUGGUGGCGUUGCACACCGAAAGAUUCUGUCCAAUUCAACUUUAAAAAUGACAUGUCGGCGAUUUAGAUGGAGGCGUGAAAUACGCUGGUCCCAUAACAACAUUUUCCUUUUUUAAUUCGGCAAGUCCUAGCUAUAAGAAUAAGAUUGGCUGCAAUAAACGAUUGGAUACCUUUCCCUUGCUAUUUCAAGAUGACGAUUUGAAAAAGUUGUUUUCACAAUUUCUAGAGGAAACAAAUAUAAAAUAAAAUUCAUCAACCACAAAUCUUGUGUUCAAGUUAAUUCAUUUAAAAUGGUCUGGCAGGAAAUGUCAAACAUUCAAUCCUGAACGUUGUUGUUUCAUGAAAUAGGUGGAGAUAACCUGCCAAUCUACUUCCCAAUUUGGUCACAUGAUGUGAAAGGUCUCGGUUUUUUCUGUUACUAUUCGGAUUAUGUUAUUGGAAGACGAUAGGGCUCAAGUAGUUCAGUUUUGUUGGUCAUAGCAAUUUUACUACCCAAGAUUUUAAACCAAAUUGAGAGUAGCCUUUCCAUCAGGUGAAAACGGGAAGAGAUCGAGUUAGUUCAACAAGAAAAAACCGGUUUUGCAAGCCGCCAAAUGAGCGAUUAAGGCUAACUUUAAAAAGAAAAGAAAUAAGAGUGUCUCCAUUUCAAAGAAAUGAGAUCGAAAAUUGGUUAAAUUGAGAUUUCCAUAGUAUGAGACCAUAAAGUGAAUGCAAAACUCGAUUAAAAUCACGGACGCGGCCAUAUAACACCCAGUUUAAACAAAAUAACAUUGCCGCCAUAUAAUCACGGAGUCACGAAGCAAAACCAAAACCCAGCGCCAAUCAAAAGCUUCCACGAGUAAAAAAUUGAAAAGGGGCAAGUGAUAUUAUAAGGCCAUUUCGGCGUACUGAAAGUCAGUUGUAAACCAACUUCCUGACUAUAAGAGUAUUCCGAUCGAGACCUACUUCCCCCAAAAAAGGUAAAUUUUUCAAGUUAAAAGAUUUUGUUUCUUUAAGUAAAAAAAAUUUCUGUGGCGGAAGAUUUUGCUAUUCAGAGGUGACUUGAUGAAAAUGAAAAUCGCUGCAAUGAGAUUGCCCAUAUUCCUGGCGCUAUUGGCAAUCGCAAAAACACAGCUGUCGCAGAAUCACUUUUACAAAAAGUUGAAUGUUAUCAAUGAAGAGAGACGAAUUAUUUCCAGCCUCGUAGUUCCUUCUCUGAUCAACACUCCUUAUCCAGGAGUGGUAAAUUAUACCCUUUACGAAACGGCUCGUUUAGGGCUGUUGAUAUCCAAUGCAAAUUCAAUUAUGCCUGAAUUCGGCCCAGUGCUAAACGCUGUCACAUCAUUCAAUUACCCCAUCACUAUUAAACGGUGCGGGGAUAUCGAACAGAGAAGGCAAAGUACUUUCAUUGCUGUGAUUUCGGCAGCUGACAAUUUUGAAAAACGAGAGAAAAUUCGCCAAACUUGGAAAAGUCACAUCGACUUCGUUCGGAAAUUCAAACUGUUCAAUAUUCAAUUUAGUUUCAUUUUGGGACAGUCUGAAGACGCGUUCACCCAAAGGAAAAUUCAAGAAGAAAGCAUAACCCACGAAGAUAUCAUUCAGAUCGAUAGGUUGGAUACCCACAGAAAUUUACCAUUGAAGAUGGCCGGAUUAUUCAAUUGGGUUAACACUAACUGCCCUAAACAUGAUUUCCUGCUCAAAUUGGAUGACGACAUGUACCUCAACGUAAACGUUCUAGCCAAUUUCGUCAAUACGUACCGUCAGUUAGGCAAAAUGACAAUUUUCGGUCAGAGUCAACGAACAGGGUAUCCCUUCAUAAACAACUGGGGCCCACAACGAAGCGGGAUGCAUGAAAUCGCUUUGGAAGAGUGGCCGUGGAAUACCUAUCCCAAUUACGUGAACGGACCGGCCUACUUGAUUCACCAAACUGCGAUCCUUCCGCUUUUAGCCGCCAUUCAAACGACGCCCAUUAUGCCUUUUGAAGAUAUCUACAUAACCGGAAUCUGUUCGGAAAAAGCUGGAGUCGUGACGCAAUAUUCAUCAGGAUACAAUAGCUUGAUAACAGGCCCGACCCCACGUAACGAAUGUGAUUUGGACAAAUUUCUGACAUGGAAGAGCUCCACUGGUGGGCUGUCGCACAAGGAUGUUGACAAUUUCUAUCGCGUAACCCUUCCGUGUAAACCGAGAGGAUCCCAAUUCAGCUUUAGGAACGACAUGUCUGUUUUCUAAAUCAAUCCAGGAAAGGUUCACCUUUCAGAAACGACUAGCCGACUACCUUACAAACAACGUGACAGCUAUCCCAAAUCGACAAUUGGAACAAGUUACCUUUCUUGAUAAUUGGCAAAUUCAGUUCAUAGAAUAUUCUCAAAUAACCCCAAUAAAACAGCAAACUUCCCUAUUAAAGCUUUGAAUUUUAAGUUUGAAUUUUCCAACUUCUCGUCUUUGCAAAACGAGAAAAAAAUAAAAAAACCCCGCUUAAUCAAUAAAAAUUAAUUGGCAGU